AUGGCUAAGUUACAUGAAGAAUUAGAGAAUCUUGAUAUUUUUGUUGAUAAAAAUACACCCAGAGAUGAAUUAAUAACUGUUUUAAAAACAAACCUAUGCUUAAAAACUUUGGACAAUCUAGAAAAUAAUAACACCAGUAUGAAGAAUGUAGUGACUAAAAAUAUCGAUUUGAUGGAUAUUGACAAAGCACCAAAUAUUAUUUUAUUCUCAUUACCUCUUGAAGUUUUAAAAAGGUUUUUUAUGUUGGGCCAAGCAGAUUCAAGUGAUCGAUAUACUACUAGUGAUAUGCAUAAUGGUCUAUUAGAGCUUGUAAAAUGUGGAGAGAUUAAUGAAGAGGAUGUUCCUACACAAAAUACAAUAGAAAAUUGGAUUAAUCGCUAUUCACAAGAAUUAAAAAAAGAGGCAGCAGAAUGUAUAUUAAAUAUUUUUGCACAAGCCACAA
Messenger RNA from Dentiscutata erythropus, 442 nucleotides. Lineage: Eukaryota; Fungi; Glomeromycota; Glomeromycetes; Diversisporales; Gigasporaceae. The record is from the annotation of a GenBank genome assembly.